Rhopalosiphum maidis (corn leaf aphid) is the source of this 1781-nucleotide messenger RNA. RefSeq names its product patatin-like phospholipase domain-containing protein 2 (gene bmm). Gene Ontology annotation, biological process: lipid homeostasis; triglyceride catabolic process. Lineage: Eukaryota; Metazoa; Arthropoda; Insecta; Hemiptera; Aphididae. The transcript has 13 exons. The record is from RefSeq and is a predicted model, not a curated record. Gene Ontology annotation, cellular component: cytoplasm; membrane; lipid droplet. Gene Ontology annotation, molecular function: triacylglycerol lipase activity. Bases 135 to 1463 code for a protein of 442 amino acids.
CAAUUUAUUACUUUAAAAUAAUUUAAAUAAUAUAACAUAAUAUUCAAUACGGAUUUGCAAAUCAAUAUAGAAGAAAUUCUCAUACUUUCUUAGUACAAUUUAUUCAUUUAUCCGUGAUUGUUAACAAUCAAAAUAUGAAUAUAUCGUUUUCUGGAUGUGGAUUUUUAGGCAUAUAUCACAUAGGGGUGGCAUCGUGUUUAAAAACUUACGCACCGUACCUUUUGGAAAAUAACAUUUGUGGCUCGUCUGCAGGUGCCAUUUCUGCGUGCUGUCUGCUUUGUGACAUACCUCUUGAAUUGAUGACAAGUCAAAUGUUAGAUAUUGUAAAAGAAUCAAGAUCAAAAGCAUUAGGCCCAUUUAGCCCAUCUAUGAACAUAACAGAACAUUUAUACAAUCGUCUAAAUAAGGAUUUACCUAAUGAUGCGCACAAACGAGUGAGUGGCAAAUUAUUUGUAUCGCUAACAAGAGUGCCAGAUGGAAAAAAUGUCAUCAUAUCUCAAUUUUCUAGCAAGGAAGAAGUAAUACAAGUAUUAUUAGCUAGUGCUUUUAUUCCAGUAUUUUCUGGAUUUGUGCCACCUUUAGUUGGUAAAUAUAGGUAUAUUGACGGUGGAUUUACUGACAAUCUACCUAUACUUGAUAAGAACACUAUAACUAUUUCACCAUUUAGUGGUCUUACUGAUAUUUGUCCUCGUGACAAUCCGAUUCAAAAGUAUUUAUUAAAGAUAUCAAAUAAUAGCUUUGAAGUGACUAAAACAAAUUGUUUCCGAGUAGCUAGAAUAAUGUUUCCACCAGAACCAGAGAUGCUUGCUAAAUUAUGUUAUCAAGGUUUUGAUGACGCUUUGAUAUUUUUACAAAAAUAUAAUCUAAUUAACUGUAAAAUGUGUUUAAUUCGACGAAACUCUUUUAUAUUAUCCAAGAAAAAUAUUUAUGAGAUGGCUGGCUACAACCCCUCAUGUAUUGAUUGCAAAUGGAAUAAUGCUUUUUCUAAAGUACAAGGAAUGCCGUAUUUCAUCACAUAUACUUUAGACAGAUAUAUUGACUCACAUAAUAACAUUUUGAACGGAUUCUUAAAAUCUAAAGAAAUGCUAUUAGCAAAAUUAUUUACCCUACCUUACAUUGUUGUGGCAGAUUUAGCUUGUGGAUUUGUACUCAAGGUUAUGCGUUAUUUUAGACAUUUUCAGAAGUCUAUGUGGACAUUAUCUAAUUGUGUGUCAAUCGACACUAACGGAAAAGAUUCACCCUAUUAUUAUUAUUACAAUAAAAAGUUUGAAUAUUCAAAGUGUAUUAGUUGUUCAAAAUAUUGCCUACAAUUUUUUAUUGAUUACAAUCUAACAGCUUCAUCUAUAACUAUAGAUUCUAGUGGUUAUACUUCAAUUGAACUCUUUAAACACAAAUGGCAUGAACAUGAAAUUAAAUCUAUAAGUUUUGAAAAAUUAGUAAUACAUGUUGGAGUCUUUCUGUAACCCCAAAAAUUUAAUUAAAAACAUCAAGGGAUUUAGGAAUUACUGUUAUUGAAACUGAAUAUACUACGAAAGAAGUAUUAUCUAAAAAUCUUAAUAAUUCUAUGCGUGAUUUACUUAUAUCCUAUAGAUGAUUUAAUUGAUAUGUUUAUAGUUUGAGUAAAAGUCAUACAAUUUUAUUGACAUAUAAACAAACAUUUUGGAAUCGUAUUGCAACUAUAGAUAGAAUUAAUAAACACGUGCAUUUUAAUAACUAUAUUCACGAUGUAUUGCAUAUUACUGAAGAGCCUACAUACAUUUUAUUGGUUGGUUAAAUUUAUU